AUGACCAAUUCUUUACCUCCUUCAUACAUCCGCCUCCGCGAUCGUCGUCUUCAGAUCGACUCGCUCAUUCAACAAGGGCACGCAAAGCCAGUACUUCUCUGGCAUCUGGUCCUGUUCUUCACUCCACUGGCAUUAGUCCUCCUGAUUCCUCGUCGGCAAUGCACCCCUUAUCUGCGAUCCCUCGCCCUCGUCCUGACUCUCGGUCUCGCGGUUGAGGCCAUCCAGCAUCGACGAGCCUCGUUGGGAGCCAAUGGAUACAUCCUGGGGGUGGCGGUCGCAUGGUGGUGCAUUUGGACGGCAACGCUCUUGGUCACCCAUGACGUAGAGCGGGACUUUCUACGCAUUGAGCGUCGUUUAUGUGCGAAAAACGAAACGCGAGACGACCCUGAUGGAGAUUUCGUCGUUGUAUCCAACGAAAGUUGGCGCGAACCCCUUCAGCGCUUGGUCAGCGAAUGCCAGGAAUCCCUUGUGUGGCAGCCAUACCCCCGUUCCUGGUCGCAUCGUCUGGGUUGGGUGUUGAGUCUUCUCUUCAGCAUGCGAGGCCCCGAGUGGAAUUGGCGCAUUUCAUCCAUCGGUCCAUUGCCCUCCUCAGUAACUGUCCAGCUCGAUUCUGCACGUCGACCGUCGCGUCUGCUGGGUGAGUGUCAGGCAUUCCCGGCAUGCCGCAAUGGUCGCGGCCUCCUCCGCGCGACGGCCUGGGUAUUUCUCCGGAGCUAUAUCCUAAUCGACAUGAUGAAGGUGCUGAUGAUACGCGAUCCGUAUUUCUGGGGCGUCGUGUCGCCGCCGCCUCCACCACCAACCCCGAUCAGCUACAUCCUCCCCGCCAUUCCCAGCGUGUUCCGUGUAUAUCGCCUUGCGCUUUCGGGUCUAGCGAUUUUCACAGCCCUCAGCUUUGUGACGGCCUUGAACCCACUCAUCUUCCUAGGUCUGUCACUCGCAUUCCCCAACGCCUCACGCUCCGUUACCACCACCCCGUUGGAUGCCCCUUGGCUCUACCCGGAGACGUUCGGUCCGUUCGUGACCUCCGUUCUGGACCACGGUCUCGCCGGCUGCUGGGGCCGAUGGUGGCACCAGUUGUUCCGGUUUGGCUUCUUAUCCACGGCCCAGUGGUUCCUAUCCUUCCUCCCGACUCCACUAGUCUACCAUCCCGGUCUUCGCCGGCUCGUCCUGGCCAUGACGGUAUUCAGCAUGAGUGGGCUUAUCCACGCCUGCGGCAGCUAUACCCAGCUCGGCACGACUCGGCCGCUGUCCCGUACUUUCAUGUUUUUCUUCCUCCAGGGCGUCGGGGUGGCGGUUCAGAGCCUCGCUACUACGGCCCUGUCGUGUCUGUUCCCUUCACGGUGUCUCCCACACUGGCUUCGCCGCACAACGAACGUCACGUUUGUAGUCGUGUGGCUCCUUUUCUCGGGGAGCUAUAUUGCGGAUGAUUUCGCCGCGGGCGGAGUCUGGCUGGUAGAGCCGUUGCCUGUGAGUCCGUUGCGAGGACUGGGACUGGGCGUCGAGGGCGAGCGAUGGUGGUGUUGGAAUGAACCCUGGUUCCAGUGGUGGGAUGGCGGGAGUUUUUGGGCCAGCGGGCUGCGGGUGGUGUGA
Molecule: messenger RNA, 1590 nt
Organism: Aspergillus tanneri
Lineage: Eukaryota; Fungi; Ascomycota; Eurotiomycetes; Eurotiales; Aspergillaceae
Product: wax synthase family protein
Exons: 1
Coding region: 1-1590 (529 amino acids)
Biological process (GO): lipid metabolic process
Source: RefSeq, a predicted model, not a curated record